Phyllostomus hastatus (greater spear-nosed bat) is the source of this 595-nucleotide messenger RNA. Its product is annotated as translation initiation factor IF-2-like. The coding region runs from base 23 to 370 and encodes 115 amino acids. The record is from RefSeq and is a predicted model, not a curated record. Lineage: Eukaryota; Metazoa; Chordata; Mammalia; Chiroptera; Phyllostomidae. The transcript has 3 exons.
UUCCAACUGUCUGGGUGCACAGAUGCGUUUUCUCGGCUCUCUGGUGACUCUGCCCGGGACUUCUGACCACCCCGACUCCAGGGCGCCCAGGUGGCGAGAGCCGGGGCCAUCCCGGGCCAGGGACCCGCCGGCUCCACCGCCUGCCUCUGCUCCUGGGAAAGGCGCUGCCACGGCAGCCCUGGCUCAGGAAAGUCUUCGGACCGCAGCCAGACCCCCUGCAAAGCAUGCAAAUCUGCGAAACCCCCGCCCGCACGCGCGUCACGCCUUCUCCAGCCCUCCGCCUCGGGGACUCCAGGGCCCGGCCGCGGCCCGAGACUUCGGGGAACGGCGCUGCGGGGGCACCGAGGAGGCAGCCAGGUCUCCACGCUAGAGGGGUGAUGCCUCAGUCAGGAUGUGUCUGAAGAAUUGCUGGGGCGAUUGUGUCAGCUGAGGGCAAAGAAGGGAAAACAGAAGCAAAGAAAACCACCUCAAAAGUCUCGUGUUUGCUGUUGUUAAAAGGCUGUUUCUUCAUUUCUGAUUUCCUUAUCUUUCACUACAAAGAAAAAACUCAAAAGAUGUGUCUACAUUGGAUGAGAAGAAAACACUAACAAUAACA